Eremomyces bilateralis CBS 781.70 is the source of this 1705-nucleotide messenger RNA. RefSeq names its product DNA repair protein rad18. The coding region runs from base 57 to 1484 and encodes 475 amino acids. Gene Ontology annotation, molecular function: single-stranded DNA binding; ubiquitin protein ligase activity. The record is from RefSeq and is a predicted model, not a curated record. The transcript has a single exon. Gene Ontology annotation, cellular component: Rad6-Rad18 complex; nucleus. NCBI's taxonomy places the organism in Eukaryota, Fungi, Ascomycota, Dothideomycetes, Eremomycetales, Eremomycetaceae. Gene Ontology annotation, biological process: DNA damage tolerance; protein monoubiquitination.
GCGUCUCCCACAGUUUUCCACAGCUUCCUCCCAAGAUCAUCCGCAGAACUGUCAAUAUGGACACCACUUUUGAAAUACCAGAUCCGUCCGACUGGUUGUCGACAGCGCUACCCGAAAUUGCUCCUCUCGAGUCCUCACUACGCUGUCAGGUCUGCAAAGAUUUCUUCGACACCCCAAUGAUGACCAGUUGUUCACAUACCUUCUGCUCAUUAUGUAUCCGAAAAUGCCUUUCCAGUGAUGGAAAAUGCCCCGCUUGCCGAUCUGGAGAUCAAGCAAGCAAGCUGAGGCAGAACUGGGCAGUCCAAGAAGCUGUUGACGCAUUCACCGCUUCUCGAAAGACGAUGAUGAACAUGGCCCGGCGGCAGUCUACCCAGGACACUCUGAAUUGUCCCGCCGAGGAUGAAAUACAAGGCAGGAGAGGGAUCAAACGAAAACGUGACAUAGGAAUGUCAAGGGAUGACGAGGGUGCAGACAGAAGACAAACGCGCAGCCAAAGUCGACGAAAUCCACAACACACAUCAAUACCUAUCGGAUCUGGCGAACCAAUUACGAUACCCGACUCCGAAGACUCAGAUUAUACCCCCGAACCAGCAAUGCCUCGUUCCAGCGAGUCUACGAAUACCCCAGACAUGCUGGUGCCCUGUCCGAUCUGCGGAAAGCGGAUGAAGGAGGAAUAUGUCUUCUCCCAUCUCGACAACUGCACUGCGCCUACAGAUACACACGGGGCACUGACGACUAACACUGCUAGCAUGAGCAGGCCCACGAAGAAUCAGCCUGCAAAUACCGUCGCGAGAACGCUGAAUUCACCGAGAGACCUCGCUCUACAACCAAUCGCUCAGUUGAACUACAGUCUUCUCAAAGACAGCGCUUUUCGAACCAAACUCUCCGAACUAGGUAUUCCGAACUGGGGUCCCCGGCAGUUAUUGAUUCGGCGGCACACCGAAUGGGUCAACAUCUACAAUGCCAACUGUGACAGUUCAAGACCAAGAUUGAAAAAGGAUUUACUGCGAGAGCUCGAUGUAUGGGAGCGAACUCAAGGCGGACAAUCGCUAAGGGGAACGGCUGGAUCAAAUUCGGAUGUUUCGAAAAAAGAUUUCGACAAAGAUGUUUGGAGGGACAAGAACAAAAGCCAGUUUGAAUCUUUGGUUGCCGACGCACGAGAGCGAGCCAUGAAAGCAAAAACAUCUAGGGAGGCCCUUGAUAAAGAGAAGGAUGGGCAUGAUGCUCUGGAUUCAAGGGCCGUGAUUGCAGAUUCUCAGAGCCCUGAAGAGAUGGAAGACACGGAUGCUCAAAGGUCUCCCUCGUACCCUGAAAACCGCAAUCUAAACGCGCAUAGCGCCGAGACUUCGGGGUUAGAGCAAAACCAUCUUUCGCUGAUGGAAGAGACAAGUCAGGCAGAGGGCGAUAGCAUAAAGAAGCCGCCCCUGCUCGAUUUGCCGCAUGAACCAGUGGCUGAUGUUGAGCAAACGGAAACAUCGAUCUAAGGGUCGGUUGUGGCGCAUCGAGAGGGUAUGUUUGCUAGAACAUUGCCUUUCUAUGGCCGGCUCACUUUCUACAACCUUUGUUGUAAUCCCGGUAUACACCGUUUGGGGGCAGCGCGGAAAGCCAGUGUACAGCCUGUAGUCAACACCAUAGAUAACAGCAUAGAAUACAUUACCGUAUUGCCUGAUUUGGCAUGAUAUGGGCGUAGACAGUCCAAUACAGC